Messenger RNA from Trichophyton benhamiae CBS 112371, 1251 nucleotides. RefSeq lists its product as uncharacterized. Lineage: Eukaryota; Fungi; Ascomycota; Eurotiomycetes; Onygenales; Arthrodermataceae. The transcript is spliced from 2 exons. The record is from RefSeq and is a predicted model, not a curated record. The coding region runs from base 1 to 1251 and encodes 416 amino acids.
AUGGCCAGCGAGCCGGACUCCAACCUCCAUUCCAACCCGCAGAACGCGUCGAUGCCGCCGCACCCGAACCCCCCCAGCAUCGAAGCAGCCUACAAGCGCAAAUGCAUCGCGCUGAAGAAAAGACUGAACGAGGUCGAGGCUCACAAUGAAGCGAUGCGUCUGCGGAAUGCGCAGGGAAUCAGAUAUAUACAGAAAAUGCGCCUGGAGUCGUGCAUGAUCCUGGAACGGCUCUCCGUGCUCAUGGGCAUGGCUGACGGCAGCGGCAGACAGGGAGAAUCAGAGGUUACGGGGCGUGCAGUGGCGUUAAUGAGGGAGUCUGGCCAUUUGCUAGACGAAGAGCGCUCGAGGUCCGGGCAGAAGCGAUCUGGAGAGGACCUGGAUGCGUUGGGCGAAGAGAGUGAUGGUAGCUCUGGUCACCAUCCGCCUACAGAACGUCCGCUACGACCAAAACGAAGCCGCAAGAGUGACGAGAGACCCGCGGGCCACGGCGCCGGCGAUAGUACCAAUAUCAACGAUGCUGGCAAUAGCAAUAGCAACAUGGACUCAGUUAGCACAACCUUUCCUAUUUCAAGCUACCCUCCGUCUACAUACUCAACGCCCUUGCAACAUGAACCCCCUAUCCUCCCCCUUCCACGUGUGACACCGUGCCCGGGUUACCGCGGCCCUCCGCUUCCUCCUACACCCAUUCCUACUCCUCUACCUUAUCCUCAUCUUUCUUUUCGAUCAGCUCUAGGGCACUACCAUUUCAAUAUUCCACAUCUACAAGAAUGUCUGGACGCAAUUGAACAACGUGGCAAUCGCUCUGGGCCUCUAUUAACCCCCAUCAACACGUAUACCCCGACUCAUACCCCGGCUAUUACUCCUCCUAGAACAGCAUCCUCUUAUAACAGCAAUACAACUCCAACUCCAACUCCAACCACCCAACAAUAUACAGCAGUGCAUCGGCCAACUGACUCAUACGCUAUGCAGGUUGACCACCACCAUACUAGCAGCGCGAACCCAUCCGCCAACGAUCUCAGCAGCUUCCCCCCUGCCACCUCGGGACGGGAACCCCCUCAUCGAUAUGUAUCCGCCUUUGAGGCCUUCACUAACUAUAAGAGAGCCAGCUUAACCGAAGCAUUGGUCCGGUCAUACGGUCAGAGAGUUACUGACGAGGACAUCGACCGUGCUUUGGUCAAAGAGUGGGAUGCUCUAGACCCAGCUAAAAAAAGGGAAUUCGGCGAAAGACUUGAAAAGGAAAAUGGCGUCUAA